AUGCCGCUGCACCGAGACCAGAGGCGGCCGCCUUACCCCCUCCUCCGGGCCGUUUGGAUUCCAGAGGAGGCCGGCCGCGAUCUGUGGUGGGCAGAGCCGCCCUUGCCCAACCAAUCGGAGUGCUCUGCCAGCUCACGGGGGCAGCGGACCCUCCAGGCCUGUCGCUACAGUGGGGCGUUUCGGGGCCUGGCCCCCCUGACUUCCACCGCGGCCCCCCAACUCCCUGGGCCACCCGGAGGAAUCCCCUUCCCCAAGCGCAGCUGGCUUCCCCGCGCAGGCGAGCAGACCGCGAACGCUGCAAAAGUCCUGCCGAGGGACCGGCGGGACGGGGUGGAGGAGAAGACCCUGCCGGCUGCCGCCCAGAUGGUCCCCGGCGAGAACGGCGCUCAGGUGCCUCCAGCCCUGGUGCCAGAAAGCUUCCCGCUCGACAAGGCCGUGGCCUACGCCAGGCUCCGCAACCCCUUCCUCAUUAACGACCUGGACAUGCAGUACUACAUCCAGGACAGGCGGGAGGUGUACCGGAUCCUGCAGGAGGAGGGAAUAGACCUGCCUCGCUAUGCUGUUCUCAACCGGGACCCUGAUAAGCCAGAUGAGUGCAACCUCGUGGAGGGGGAGGACGACGUGGUAGUGAACGGGGCCGUCUUCCCCAAGCCCUUUGUGGAGAAGCCUGUCAGCGCUGAGGACCACAACGUCUACAUUUACUAUCCCACCUCAGCUGGAGGGGGCAGCCAGCGCCUUUUCCGCAAGAUUGGGAGCCGGAGCAGCGUGUAUUCCCCGGAGAGCUGCGUACGGAAAACAGGAUCUUACAUCUAUGAGGAGUUUAUGCCCACGGAUGGUACAGACGUCAAGGUGUACACGGUUGGCCCCGAUUAUGCCCAUGCUGAAGCCCGGAAAUCACCUGCUCUGGAUGGGAAGGUUGAGCGUGACAGCGAAGGGAAAGAGAUCCGCUACCCAGUCAUGCUCUCAGCCAUGGAGAAGCUGGUGGCCAGGAAAGUGUGCCUGGCUUUCAAGCAGACUGUGUGUGGUUUUGACCUUCUGCGAGCCAACGGCCACUCCUUUGUGUGCGACGUUAAUGGCUUCAGCUUUGUGAAGAACUCCAUGAAGUAUUAUGACGACUGCGCCAAGAUCCUUGGGAACAUCAUCAUGCGUGAACUGGCUCCCCAGUUCCAGAUCCCCUGGUCCAUCCCCACCGAGGCAGAGGACAUCCCCAUUGUGCCAACGACUUCAGGGACGAUGAUGGAGUUGCGUUGCGUGAUUGCGGUGAUACGGCAUGGUGAUCGCACACCCAAGCAGAAAAUGAAGAUGGAGGUGAAACACUCCAGGUUCUUCGAAUUAUUUGAGAAGUAUGAGGGUUACAAGACAGGGAAGCUGAAGCUGAAGAAGCCAGAACAGCUGCAGGAGGUGCUGGACAUCACCCGCCUGCUGGUGCUGGAGCAGGGAGCUCAUGAGGACUCCGAGGCUGAGGAGCAGAAGUCCAAACUGGAACAGCUCAAAACUGUCCUGGAGAUGUAUGGACACUUCUCUGGUAUUAACCGCAAAGUGCAGCUGACCUACUUUCCUUACGGGCACCCCAAAGCUUCCAGUGAAGACGAAGAUGCCCGUAAGGCGGCCUCUCCAUCUUUGCUCCUGGUGCUGAAGUGGGGGGGUGAGCUUACCCCCGCAGGGAGAGUCCAGGCAGAAGAGCUGGGCCGGGCCUUCCGCUGCAUGUACCCUGGGGGUCAAGGGGACUAUGCCGGCUUUCCAGGGUGUGGCCUGCUUCGGCUACACAGCACCUACCGCCAUGACCUCAAGAUCUAUGCCUCCGACGAGGGCAGAGUCCAGAUGACGGCAGCAGCAUUUGCCAAGGGCCUGCUUGCCCUGGAGGGGGAGCUGACGCCCAUUCUGGUGCAGAUGGUGAAGAGCGCCAACAUGAACGGUCUCCUCGACAGCGACAGCGACUCUCUCAGCAGCUGCCAGCACAGGGUGAAGGCCCGCCUUCGAGAGAUCAUGCAGAAGGACGCCAAGUUCACCGAGGAGGACUGUGAGAAGCUGGCACCAACUGGCAGUGCCUCGCUCGUCAAGUCCAUGGAAGUCAUCCAGAACCCUGUGGACGUCUGUGACCAGGUGUUUGCCCUGAUCGAGAGUCUUACCUGCCAGAUCCAGAAACACUUGGAGGACCCUAAGUUUGCAGACCUUCAGCUUUACCACAGUGAGACAUUGGAGCUGAUGCUGCAACGCUGGAAGAAGCUAGAGAAGGAUUUCCGCCUGAAGAACAGGCGCUAUGACAUCAGCAAGAUCCCGGACAUCUACGACUGUAUCAAGUAUGAUGUGCAGCACAACACCUCCCUCAAACUGGAGGGCACUGCUGAGCUUUUCAGGCUCUCCAAGGCUCUGGCGGACAUCGUCAUCCCCCAGGAAUAUGGGAUCAGCAGACAGGAGAAGCUGGAGAUUGCGGUUGGCUUCUGCCUGCCUCUCAUCAGGAAGAUCCAGCUGGACCUCCAGAGGACCCAUGAGGAUGAGUCAGUGAACAAACUGCACCCCCUGUAUUCAAGAGGGGUCUUGUCUCCAGGGCGCCAUGUCCGAACGCGCUUGUAUUUCACCAGUGAGAGCCAUGUCCACUCCCUGCUCAGCAUAUUCCGCUACGGUGGCCUCCUGGAUGAAUCGAAAGACCCCCAGUGGAAGAGGGCCGUGGACUACCUGAGUGCCAUUUCGGAGCUGAACUAUAUGACUCAGAUCGUCGUCAUGCUCUACGAGGACAAUAAUAAGGACCCCUCUUCCGAGGAGAGGUUCCACGUGGAGCUGCAUUUCAGCCCGGGGGUGAAGGGCUGCGAGGAGGACGGCAGUGCCCCGGCGGGCUCUGGCUUUCGGCCUGCGUCAGCAGAGAAGGAAGCCAAGAAGCCUGAGCAGGGGAGCCUGGAGGACCUGGCCCAGUCCAAGGGGGCUGACGAGGUGGACCGGAUUCAGCCCGCAGAGCCCGUCUACCUGCAGCGACGGUCGCCUCUGGUCCGUAACCGCAAGACUGGCUCCAUGGAGGUGCUGUCCGAGUCCUCUUCCAAAGCCGGAGGGUAUCGCCUCUUCUCCUACUCCAGGCACUCCUCAGAAGUGAAGCAGAGCGGCUUAGGGUCACAGUGCACAGGGCUCUUCAGCACCACGGUCCUCGGAGGCUCCUCCAGCGCCCCAAACCUCCAGGACUACGCUCGCAGCCAUGGGAAAAAGUUUGCCUCCGGCUUUCUGCACAAAGAUGAGCUCUUGUCUAUGCCAGCUGUAAAGCGGUUUUCUGUGUCAUUUGCAAAGCAUCCAACUAAUGAUGAGCUGGAAGGCGAGUGCCUUGCCCGGCUGCUGCGACGUUUUCCCUCUGACUCUGCCACAAGCCGAGACCUCUCUCUGGAUGCCCCCCUGGCCCGCCAUCUCCACCAGUGCUUCUACCACCUGCGCCUCUUCCGGAAGUGGCUGGUCUCUGGCCAGGGCGAUCUGGAGAGCCUUGACGGCUUUGAGGGCUGCUCCAUGGUGCCCAGCAUCUACCCCCUGGAGACGCUGCACAAUUCACUGUCCCUGCGCCAGGUCAACGAUUUCUUGACAGGCCUCUGCAGGAGCUGCUGCAGCAGCACCCACUCUGGAGCCCCCACAGCAGCAGCAGCAGCGCUGUUUGACUCCCUGGACAGCCAAGCGCCGGGCGAUGCCUUCAUGCAGCAGCAGAUGCUGUCCUCCUCCUCCUCCUCUUUGCCACUGCAUCCCCGCUCCGACAGGCCCCCCUGGUACAGCAGCGGGCCCUCGAGCACGGUCUCCAGCGCCGGACCUUCGUCCCCGACCCCUCUGGACAACUGCCCCCGCUUCAGCUUCUCUGAAAAGCCCCCCUUCAGCUACCAAGUCGGCAAGGAGCGGCUGAGUGGUCAGCUUCCUGGAGAGGGACUGCUGGGUGCGGAGGAGGAGGAGGAGGAGAGCUCUCUGCGUGGCAGCGGAGUGUGGAGAGAGGCCCCAGCGGUGGGCCAGGGAGGGAUGGGGCCUUGGGAGCGGACCCUCGAGCAGGCCUUGCAGCAGAUGGGAGCCCUGGGGGGGCAGGAGGCGGAGCUCCCGGGGACUCUGCCCGGGCUGGAAGACGGGGAGUGUGCGGGCCAGGGGAUGCCCAGCCAAGAGGAGGAGUUCUCGCCAGAGAGGCUCGACCUCUCGGAGGGGCAGGAUGGAGGGGCGAGUGGACAAGGCAAACCAGGCGAGUGGCCCGAGGGGCAGGAGAAGCUGGCCGGCGGGGCCCCAGUGCAGGGCCUGGAAGGGCCGACUUGCGAAGCGGCUCUGCUGAGCCCCCUCCUCCCCCCCCCUGGGGAAAGCGGCUAGCCCUGGUCCCGCUGCUUGCCACGCCACACGGCCACUUCCCCAAGAGGAGGCCCCCCCCCGAGCGACUUGUGGCGGCCUCCCUCCCUCUGGCUCUGCGGCAGCUGGGCGGGGCAAAAGCAGGCUGGGCGGGGCCUCCCCAGCGGAGAUCCUCAGGAUGGUGCUACUUGGCAGCGGCGGUGGCGCUGGGGGCCAAAG
Gekko japonicus is the source of this 4503-nucleotide messenger RNA. It is a transcript of the gene PPIP5K1, whose product is annotated as diphosphoinositol pentakisphosphate kinase 1. Lineage: Eukaryota; Metazoa; Chordata; Lepidosauria; Squamata; Gekkonidae. The transcript has 31 exons. Gene Ontology annotation, molecular function: diphosphoinositol pentakisphosphate kinase activity; 5-diphosphoinositol pentakisphosphate 1-kinase activity; inositol hexakisphosphate kinase activity. The record is from RefSeq and is a predicted model, not a curated record. The coding region runs from base 1 to 4308 and encodes 1435 amino acids. Gene Ontology annotation, biological process: inositol phosphate biosynthetic process; inositol metabolic process. Gene Ontology annotation, cellular component: cytosol.